CCUGCCACUCCUUCUCUCUCUCCUCCCAGCCUGUCUCUCGCUCCUUCUAACUUCCGCUCUCUGUUGUCAUUACAUUCCUGUCCCAGCUCUCUGACACUUGCUGGCAGCUUCACCAUGAAGGGAAAUACAGGCGCUGAUGACCCCCUGUGUAGUGAGCCCCCCAGUUAUAACACGAUUGCGCCCUAUGCUCCGCCAGUUUUGUUCCCGCCAGUGCCAUCCGUGCCACUUGUGGACUCCAUCCAGUUGAAGGGAGUCCCGCUGGGUUUGGAGUACCUCAGCCAGAUAAACCAGUUGAUUUUGCGAGCAAAAUUCUCUGUGUCUCAGGGUAGUGAUCGAACGUUUGAUGUGCUGGAUUCUGUCGGCCAGCGGUUAUUUCAGACAAAGCAGACUGUUCCCUGUUGUGUAAUUUCCUAUAAGGCAAAAAUUACGGAUAACGACAAUAGAGACAUUAUGGAAUUAAACGAGUCUUAUGGAUGUUGUACCAGACUGAUGACGGUGUGUUCUCUGGAUGGAUCUAUUAUAGGACAGAUCAAGUUUCACAGCGGCAGUGUAGUUAUCCACCUCUCCCUUCUGAGUCCAAACAACGAGGUCAUCCUACUCAUCGUCGGACCCGGCUUCGAGACCAAUGUCUUUGGGAACUCUAGCUUUGAGGUGAAGUCUAAGGAUGAGCAGCACAUUGUGGGGAUUAUAAAGAGCGAGGCUGAGAAUCGGAUGAUGGUUUCAUUUCCGCUCGAUUUGGAGGUGACAGUGAAGUCGUUGCUCCUGGCCGCCAGCUUGUACCUGGACUAUGUUAUUUACGAAAAGAGACAAGAGAUCCUGUACAGGAAGAACAGUGACUGACAUUCCGCGCCCGUCUCUGUACACAAAUCCCUUGUACAUAUGUGCAGCUAUGUGUUUCAGUGUUUUAAUACUAUUUCAUGCAAUGUAUAUUAUAUUAUUCUAUACGUCUGGAAUAAAUAUAUAAUGUAUAAGGAACAAACCCGUAUUCCUGUCACUAUUUAGGCGCCAGGUCCGCCACCAAUUUAAAAGGCACGUAUACUCAGAUUUAUUUCAGCACCGCACAGUCUUGGCUGGCUCCACCCCCUUGGGUGAGAUCAUAAAAUUGACAAUCUCAGCCUAUCCAAUGCAUCUCUAGUGAGGAACGUUCAGCGCCCCCUGCAGAGUGUGGAGACGCCGAAUGUCAGUGACUGUUACUGGAAGUGUCCCUAGGGAGCAACGUAAA
This is a messenger RNA of Pelobates fuscus (common spadefoot toad), 1222 nucleotides long. Its product is annotated as phospholipid scramblase 3-like. Gene Ontology annotation, molecular function: phospholipid scramblase activity. The transcript has 8 exons. The coding region runs from base 115 to 840 and encodes 241 amino acids. The record is from RefSeq and is a predicted model, not a curated record. NCBI's taxonomy places the organism in Eukaryota, Metazoa, Chordata, Amphibia, Anura, Pelobatidae. Gene Ontology annotation, biological process: plasma membrane phospholipid scrambling. Gene Ontology annotation, cellular component: plasma membrane.